Molecule: messenger RNA, 676 nt
Organism: Arachis duranensis
Lineage: Eukaryota; Viridiplantae; Streptophyta; Magnoliopsida; Fabales; Fabaceae
Product: photosystem II core complex proteins psbY, chloroplastic
Exons: 1
Coding region: 89-571 (160 amino acids)
Biological process (GO): cell redox homeostasis; photosynthesis
Cellular component (GO): chloroplast thylakoid; membrane; photosystem II
Molecular function (GO): manganese ion binding
Source: RefSeq, a predicted model, not a curated record
UUCCAAAUCCUAGUCACAAUUCAACACUCAAAGAAGUUUCCACUUGAGGUUCUCAUCUAGCAAGAAAGCUUUCAGGUUCUCUCAUCAAAUGGCAGUAACAAUAGCAACAAUGGCCAUGGUUAAUGCAAAGUUCCUUAACACAAACUCACCCAAGUUUCCAAAGCCCACAUCUUCUUCUUCAAGGCCCGCUUUUUCCCUCCUUUCCCUUGAGAACCUCCCAAAGGGACUUGCCACCACAAAAAGCUCCAAUCCCGUCAACCUUUCAACUUCCAUGGCAGGAACUGCCAUAGCUGGUGCUAUCUUCUCCACCCUUGGAGCCUCCGACGCCGCCUUCGCGGCACAGCAAAUCGCCGACAUAGCAGACGGCGACAACCGUGGGCUUGCACUGUUGCUGCCCAUAAUUCCGGCAAUUGCAUGGGUUCUUUUCAACAUCCUUAGCAAUGCUGCUGAUGCUGCGAGUGACAACAGGGGUCAGCUUCUACUGUUUGUUGUGGCACCUGCAAUUCUUUGGGUUCUUUACAAUAUCUUGCAGCCUGCUUUGAACCAACUCAACAGGAUGAGAUCUCAGUGACUCUCACCUUUUUUGUUCAUGCUUCAUCGAAUGCUCUUUAUUGUAUCAACUCGCUUGUAACUUUGUAUGUAAUCACUGGAUGAAUGGAUGCUGCAUAUUAUCAAA